This is a messenger RNA of Sebastes umbrosus (honeycomb rockfish), 2613 nucleotides long. RefSeq names its product annexin A6 (gene anxa6). Gene Ontology annotation, molecular function: GTP binding; chondroitin sulfate binding; phosphatidylserine binding. The record is from RefSeq and is a predicted model, not a curated record. Gene Ontology annotation, biological process: growth plate cartilage chondrocyte differentiation; plasma membrane repair; regulation of muscle contraction. Bases 225 to 2222 code for a protein of 665 amino acids. The transcript has 25 exons. Gene Ontology annotation, cellular component: focal adhesion; cytoplasm. NCBI's taxonomy places the organism in Eukaryota, Metazoa, Chordata, Actinopteri, Perciformes, Sebastidae.
UCUCCACAUUCAGGCUCACACACCUCGAAGCUGCGCGAGAAAGCACCGCAGUCGUUGCGUCACAGAGGACACGUACUGUAACGGGACUCAGUCUCAAUCUAACCGGAGGAGACAGACGGACAGAGACAGAGCAGAGACAGCAGGACCACUCUCUGUACCUGUAUAUACAAGGCCAGAAACUAUUGAUUCCUGCACAGUGUUGACACAGAAGACCAAAUACAGAAAUGGUGUUCAGAGGCACAAUAGCAGAUGCUCCGGACUUUGAUCCCACCGUUGACGCUGAGGCCCUUUACAAUGCUAUGAAAGGCAUGGGUAGCGAUAAAGAGGCCAUAUUGGACCUGGUCACCGCAAGGAGCAACGCACAGAGGCAGGAAAUCAUUGCAGCUUACAAAUGCAGCUUUGGAAAGGACCUGAUUGAGGAUCUGAAGUAUGAGCUGACGGGCAAAUUUGAGCGUCUCAUCGUCAGUCUGAUGAGAACCAGGGCCUACCAUGAUGCCAAAGAAAUCCAUGAUGCCGUCAAAGGAGUUGGAACAAACGAGCGAUGCCUCAUUGAAAUCAUUGCAUCUAGAAACAACACACAGAUGCAUGAGAUGGUUGCAGCAUACAAUGACGCCUAUGGCAGAGACAUAGAGGAGGAUAUCACCGCGGACACGACAGGUCACUUUAAGAAGAUGCUGAUUGUUUUACUUCAGGGGACCAGAGAUGAGUCAGGGGUGGUGAACGCAGACCUGGUGGAGCAGGAUGCACAAGAUCUGUACGCAGCCGGAGAAGAGCAGUGGGGGACCGACGAGGCCAAAUUCAUCAUGAUCCUGGGAAACCGCAGUGUGACCCACCUCAGCAUGGUUUUCGAUGCGUUUGAGAAGAUAGCAGAGAUGACCAUAGAGGACAGCAUAAAGCACGAGUUGUCUGGCGACUUCGAGAGGCUGAUGCUGGCUGUUGUGCAGGGCAUAAGGAGUGUUCCCAUGUUCUUUGCCAAGCGCCUUUACAAGUCAAUGAAGGGUCUCGGUACAACUGACAGCACCUUGAUCAGGAUCAUGAUCGCUCGCUCUGAAAUAGACAUGCUGGACAUUCGAGAGUGUUUCCGUUUAUUAUAUGAGAAGUCACUUUAUAACAUGAUCAAGGAUGACACAUCAGGGGAUUACAAAAGGACUCUGCUUAAUCUGUGUGGAGGAGAUGAUGACUUAGCUGGAGAGUUCUUCCCUGAAGCUGCUCAGAUAGCCUACAAGAUGUGGGAAAUAAGUUCCAUGACCAAAGUUCAGCUGAGGCCGUCAAUCCGCCCUGCGUCCAGUUUCGACCCUCCUGCUGAUGCACAAGCGCUGAGGAAGGCCAUGAAGGGAUUUGGAACGGACGAAGAUGCAAUAAUUGACAUUGUUGCACAGAGAAGCAACGCUCAGAGGCAAGAGAUCAGACAGGCCUUUAAAUCCCAAUUAGGACGGGAUCUGAUGAAGGACCUGAAGUCUGAGCUGUCCAAAAACUUGGAGAGGCUGAUCAUUGGGCUCAUGUUGACCCCUGCAGAGUUUGAUGCCAAAAUGAUGAGGAAGGCAAUGGAGGGGGCUGGAACAGACGAACACUCUCUGAUCGAGAUCCUGGUCACCAGGAGCAAUGAGGAAAUACUCGCCAUGAACGCUGCUUACCAGGAUGGCUAUAAGAAGUCUAUGGAGGAAGCCAUUCACUCAGAAACAUCAGGCCACUUCAGCCGCAUCCUCGUUUCUCUCGUGCAGGGUGCAAGAGAGGAGGGCCCUGCAGAUGAGGAAAGAGCUAAUGCAGAUGCUCAGGAACUUGCUGACGCAUGCAAUGCCGACUCUGACGACAUGGAGAUGAAGUUCAUGAGUAUUCUGUGCACCAGAAGCUUCCCCCAUCUGAGGAAAGUAUUCCAGGAGUUUGUCAGAUGUUCCAACAAGGACAUUGAACAGAUCAUCAAGAAGGAGAUGUCAGGAGAUGUCAAAAAUGCCUUUUAUGGGAUAGUUCGCAGUGUGAAGAACCAGCCCUCUUAUUUUGCAGACCGUCUGUACAAAGCCAUGAAGGGCCUCGGUACGGACGACAGAGCGCUGAUCCGCAUUAUGGUGUCCCGCAGCGAGGUCGACCUUUUCAACAUUCGCAAAGAGUUCAAGGAGACGCACGACGUCUCCCUCCACGAAUUCAUCCAGGUAGAAACGAUGAUCGGUGAUACCUCGGGAGACUACCGUAAAACCCUGCUGAUGCUCUGUGGAGGAGAAGAUUAAACUCGUCAAGACUCCGUUCACAGACUUCAUUGAAAAACCACGAGACAAGCCUGAUCACUGGGUGAAACUGCGGUGGUUAAUGUCAAUAUCUGUUGUCAGUAUCCCUAAACUGCUGCCACUCCUCAGCCAAACCAAGUGACCUAUGACCUCCCAGCCUUCCAAGCUAGUUUCUUGCUCUCAUUUCGUCCUGUAUGUCAGGGUGAUGUCUUUCUUUUUUUUUUACAGUCAUUACAUGUAACAUGAAGAUGUUCACGAUGUCGGUGUAGAAAGGUGCUUCACAUGUACAGCGUAUUGGAAAUUAGCAAGUCGAACAGUGCCUUCCGAUUGCAGGCCGUCCAAUGAUUACUGUGAUUUUAAGGUAUCAUAUAGAAUAAAAUGAUUAAAAACUACA